Messenger RNA from Pectinophora gossypiella (pink bollworm), 831 nucleotides. RefSeq names its product gustatory receptor for sugar taste 64f-like. Lineage: Eukaryota; Metazoa; Arthropoda; Insecta; Lepidoptera; Gelechiidae. Gene Ontology annotation, cellular component: membrane. The record is from RefSeq and is a predicted model, not a curated record. The coding region runs from base 1 to 831 and encodes 276 amino acids. Gene Ontology annotation, biological process: detection of chemical stimulus involved in sensory perception of taste; sensory perception of sweet taste. Gene Ontology annotation, molecular function: sweet taste receptor activity. The transcript is spliced from 7 exons.
AUGGGCUCAUCCAUACUUCAUAAAUUCAUACAUAAAGAAACGUGCGACUACAGAGCGACAGUCGCGCGACAGCAGCGGUACAGCAGCGCUGCUGGUAAUGAGACCGCUAUUGCCGCGCGGCUAAUAGUGCCCAAACAUGAAACCCACAUUCCCGAGAAAUGCGUAUUCCGAGUGGAACACGCCUUGAGUAUCAAGUUCUACUCGAGAUUGACUGAAGCUUGCUACCAGGGAGAUUCCUUGAUGGAGUCGUAUUAUCUAUACACCAUGCCUGCUCCAGCUGCUUACAUCUCAUUCAGUGUUUGGAAGUUUAUGAUAUUGCAGUCACCAAGCAUCUGGAACGUGUUGAGAAUCCACUAUACAAAGUUGACGAAAUUAGCCAAGAUAAUAGACGAAAACAUCAGCUCUUUCGUGCUGUUCUCAUUUGGAAGUAACAUGGCCCUUAUAUGCGUUCAGCUGUUUAAAAUUCUCAGGAAAGAACUAGCACACGCAACUGCCCUUUGUGACGAUGUAAAAAUCAACGAAACGCUAAACAGUUUAGACCGUGCAGCCUACUUCCACUUCUCAACACUAUUCCUGAUCGCACGCGCAGUGCUCACUGCAUUUUUUGCGACUAAAGUCCAUACAUCUGCUCGCGCGCCUCUGCUAGCGUUGUAUGAAGUUCCUUCGUGCUGCUAUAGUAAGGAGGCUCGUCGAUUCGUGGAACAAAUGCAUGCAAACAAUAUUGCUCUUAGCGGUCAACACUUCUUCUAUGUCACACGAAGCAUGAUUCUUACUAUGGUGGCUACAGUGUUUACUUACGAGUUAGUUUUGCUGCAAUUUUCCGAUAAAUAA